GCUCCCGUCUGAGAUCCUGAUCAAGAUUCUGUCGUACCUGGACGUGUCGUCGUUGUUCUGCGUCAGCCACGUGAGCCGACUCCUCCACCAGCUCUCCAACGACAACAUCUUGUGGCAGAAGAUUUACGAGGCAGAGUUCGGGAGUCACACCUGGAAGCCGAGCUCAGCUGAGGAGGAGGAGGAAACGGCGGAGGAGGAGCAGAAGCAGGAGGAAGAGGAGUGUAUGGUGAGCCGAUGGAAGAAGAUGUAUUUCAACACGGUUGCCAGACAAGAGAUAAAGAAGUGGAGGAGAGACCUGAAAGAUGUGAACCCUUACACCGGCCUGCCCAAUCAGACCGAGUGGGUCCUCAG
This is a messenger RNA of Austrofundulus limnaeus, 351 nucleotides long. RefSeq names its product F-box only protein 15. Gene Ontology annotation, molecular function: protein binding. NCBI's taxonomy places the organism in Eukaryota, Metazoa, Chordata, Actinopteri, Cyprinodontiformes, Rivulidae. Gene Ontology annotation, cellular component: SCF ubiquitin ligase complex. The record is from RefSeq and is a predicted model, not a curated record.